GUUUCAUAGGUUGCUCAUUCGUUGCUUCGUUCAGUGUCACAACACUUAACACAAUAUUAUUUUAUAUUCUUCAAAAAAAAAAAAAGAAAAAAAAAAGAAAUAUAAAGUUCUACUCGGAAUGUAUCUAUCUUCCAUUUCACAUUUUAUUUGUAAUAUUAUUAAUUAAUAAAACUUUGGGAUUAUAUUUAAUGGGAUUAUCCUUCGUUGAGACAGGCUGACAAAGACCAGCAAGGUAGUAAAUCGAAGAAUGAAAUAGCCAUGAUUGGAUUAGGAAACGAGUUGGAAGAUAAGCCAUUGGCAGAAUACUUUUCCAUAUAUUCUAUAAAACGGUGACAGAUCAUUCAAUGGCAACCAUGGAUAUACAAAAGAAACAACUUUGUCCACGUUUGGUGGACUAUCUUGCAAUCGUUGGAGCACGAUCAGCUCCAAUUUCUCGUCAACCUGUUCAGGUUCCAGAAUUAUUACGCAGAUAUCCAGUGGAGGAUCACAAAGAUUUUCCUUUACCUCUGGAUAUGGUGUAUUUUUGUCAACCAGAAGGUUGCAGCAGUGUGGGACCUAAACGCACAGCUUUGAGGGAGGCCACAUCUUUCACUUUCACCCUUACUGACAAGGAUUCUGGAAAAACAAGAUAUGGCAUUUGCGUGAAUUUCUAUCGACCAAUAGAAAGGGCUGGAACAAAUGCACGGGGUGGAAUUUCAAUGAGACGAGACAAAUACAAUACAACGUUUAGAAGAGAAAGUUGGAGGAAGAGUAUGGAAAAGAGUACGGAUUCAGCAUUUUCUAGCGACUAUAGAAGCAGCGCAGUUGGUCCAAGUGAUUCGGAAAAAGAUUGUUCAAGUAGUAGAAGAGAUUCUGAUACCUCUCAUGCACCUUAUGCACCUAGAUUAGGUGUUACAGCACCUAGUGGUGACAGUGAAAGUGGUGGCAGUCAUUCACCCUCUCCACGAGCUUCACGAAGACGACAGAGGAUUCGAAAUCAUUCUUUGACAUCACUUUGUAUUAUUUCUCAUCAUCCAUUUUUUUCAAUGUUCCGUGAAUGUUUGUUCGUUUUGAAGAAAAUCAUUGACGCUUGCAACGAUAAUUCGACUCCUCAAAAAGUAGGAGCUUCCAGACAAACUAACAGAGAUUCAGUUUGGAGUGUUCUUAGUGGUCAAGUCUUGGAAGGUACACCGUCCAUCGUGUUACACGAUAUUCGGGAAAUAGAAACGUGGAUUUUGAGAUUGCUGAGCAGUCCAGUACCCGUACCAACGAAAACCCGUGUAGAAAUAGAAGUAGUCUCGCCACAAAUACAACCACCACUUUGUUUUGCAUUACCUGAUCAUACAAGAUUUUCUUUGAUUGAUUUCCCAUUACAUUUGCCACUCGAAUUACUUGGCGUUGAAAUAUGUUUAAAAGUUCUUACAUUAAUAUUAUUAGAAAAUAAGAUCGUAUUACAAUCCCGUGAUUACAAUGCUUUGUCAAUGUCGGUAAUGGCAUUCGUCACGAUGAUCUAUCCCUUAGAAUACAUGUUCCCUGCAAUACCAUUAUUACCAACCUGCAUGAGUUGUGCGGAACAAUUAUUACUAGCCCCGACCCCAUACAUCAUCGGAAUACCUGCAUCUUUUUUAAUGUAUAAGAAAAAUUUCAAAAUGCCCGACGAUGUUUGGCUCGUCGAUCUUGAUAGCAAUAAAAUAACUGCACCUCCUGGUUUGGUGGAUCAAUUACCGUCCUUACCUGAACCGGAAGGUACCAUACUAAAGAACCAUUUGAAACAAGCAAUGCAACUGAUGGAUCAAGUUGGCUCUGGUACAAUGGGUAGUAUGUCAGCUUCACAAGCCAUACCCCAAGAUACUUGGCCCUCAUCACGCUUGUCUUCRCAAUCACCAAGCAGAAGAGAAAGCACAGCUUCUCAACAUUAUCAAAAUUUAAGCGUCUCGACAACGAGACACAGGCCAAGUGUUGAUUAUCAACAUGGUCACGUUCAACAAAACCCAUUGGGUGGAAAUAUAUCACAGUUACGUCGUCCAUCAUUGUCAGCAGCACUGACAUCAGUUUCAACAUCUGGAGGAAGUGGUACACCUUCUCCUUCAUCAUCAUCAUCACCAGUAAUUAUACCUGGGACCAUGACAGGUGGUGGAACGUCAACAUCAACAACAACAACAACAACAUCGACUAUGGCACCACCCUUUAAUCCUUUUAUCUAUGGAAAUGACGUUGAUUCGGUUGAUGUAGCAACAAGAGUUGCUAUGGUUCGAUUCUUCAAUUCGCAAAAUCUUUUAGCCAACUUUACCGAACAUACACGAACCUUGAGACUUUAUCCUCGACCCGUGGUUGCAUUUCAAAUCAAUUCGUUUCUUCGUUCACGACCAAGGGCUAGUCAAUUUUUAAACAAAUUUGCUCGCACGCAAGCAGUCGAGUUUCUUGCUGAGUGGUCAUUAACACCAAGUAACGUUGCUUUUUUGAGAGUACAAACUGGUGUCUUUGAUCCUACCCAAAUCGGUGAUAAACCUAAAUGGUACGCUGCUGGUCUUGAACCGAUACAUUUCAAAGUUUGGGAUAAUUCUAGUUCAUUGGCAAAUGCAAUGAAUGCAUUGAAAGAAUUGGAAAGUCAACCGACAGAUGAAAGUGGCUCGGAUUCGGAAGGUGCUGAAAGUACCAGUUCAUCUUAUUCAUCUUUAAGUGAUUUUGUUUCGGAAAUGGCAUCAUCUGAUUUAUCACCAAGUUACAAUUGUCCUCAAGUAAGUCAACCACAACAAAUGGCACUUUCGAUAGAACUAAAGAACAUUUACAAUCCACCAAGUUCAUUGCAAUAUCCUGGAGUAGAAGAGGAAUCACCAGCACGACCAGAAAGCCCACCAAGUACAUCAUCCAGUCACAGUGAUCUCAGCAGUCCAAGUUUCAACAGAGAUUCCGAAUUAGAAUUAAAUCCAAAAGCUAUGGAAACAUCUCAAUCGGCCAAUGUUAUGCCCAGUGGAACGAGUCUUCAAAGACAGCCAAGUGUUGGCAAUGUUUUGGCAAGAACGUCAAGUUUUGGAUCUAGUACGAGCCCACUUUUAACUCGACAAUUAAGUGGUAGUAUGGAUAGUGAAACACUUGUUGCAUCUCGUCAACAAGUGGCAUCUGGUUCACCUAAUGGACACAAGAACAACAAUGCUGGAUUGCCUGGGAAUGGUGUCAUGAGACAAGGAUCUCAGGGCUCGUUGUUUGAACAAAUUGCAACUCAAGCUAAAGAUCUCGUACGAGAAACAACCAGACAAAGUAGUCAAGAUGGACUUCUUGCUCAUAUGGACAAACUAAAGCAUCAAGCAAAGGAAAAGAUCACCGAAGCAGGUGAAGAUAGUUUGUUUGCACCACUGGAACAGUUGACACAACAAACGAAGAAGGCUGUAGGUGAAGCUACAAAAUCUGUUCAAGAGGCAUCCAAAACUGCAAUAGAAGCAAGCAAGACAGCUGCAGGUGUCAGCAAAAAUACUUUUGACGAUUUAACAUACAUGGGUAAAAGUACGUUCGGUGAUUUAACCAAGAGUGCUAAAGAGGUUGCAACAAAAAAGGGUCUGCUUAAGGGUCUCGGAGAAUCACAACAAUUUUCACCACCACAUACACCACCAUCACCAGGUGUAACGCAAAGAAGAGAAUCAUCAAGUACACAAUUGGUUGCUUCGGAUAAUCGUUCAGCACGUAGAGAAAUUGGUCAAAAUUUUUUCAGCACCUUCAGCAGCGAUUUGAAUGGCAUUGCUGCUCAAACAAGCAGCAUGUUCAGCGAUUUAUUUGGUAGUAGAAACAAUUCUAAUCGAAAUAUUGCACAGUCACAAAAAUCCAAGGACAAAUCUGGACACUUUCCUAAAGGUUCAGGUAAAACAGGUCUCGUUGAGAAUUCGUCAUUGAUAAAACAUUCCUCGAUGAAAGCUAAUCAAGAAGAAAUGCAAAGGAUGCAAAAUGCAGAACGGUCUAGUACAAACAGUGACAAUCAAACCUUCUUGAAAGACGUGGUAACACAAGUUUUAGCUGGUGAAGGUGUUGGAUGGCUUAAAUUGAAUAGAUUGAAGAAACUCAUGGAAGAUGAAAGCUAUCGAGACCUGGUAGUAACGAAACUAAAUAAAGGACUUAACAGAAAAAUAAGUCCAGAUGAUCAUAUCGACGAUGUGUGUAUCUCCAAACCAGUUUAUAAGGGAAUGCUAAAGUGCCUUCAAGCAGUGGUUCAUGGUCUUGGUCAUACUUAUCAUAAUUUUGGAUUAGGUGGAAUGGCUUCUGUAUUUCAAUUGAUGGAAAUUGCUCAUACGCAUUAUUGGAGCAAGGAUUUAUCCGAGGGUGGUUUUGAUGGGUCACUUUUAUCACAGGCAUCGAGCCCAUUUGGUAGCAAAGAAAAUUUGAAGUCACCACAAUCUCCAAAUCAAGGUGAACUUCUAGAUAUAUCUCAAAGAUUACGAAGUCCACAAACACAAGAAACAACAUCUCAAGUACAACUUGAGUUACCCCAUGGACAGCAUGGGAGUGACAGUGGCCAAUCAACAACUGAUAUGUUUUUGGAUAUGUUUAGUAAAAAGAAAAAGUUUUUGUGCAAGCUAACGUCAUUCGAUUCCGAGAGUGGGCGGGGAGGUGGAACAGGAAGCAGCGAAGCUUUGUCCACUGACGGAGGUAGCAUUAUCACUAAUCCUGCUUUUCGUCAAUCACAUCAAGCUUCUUUCCGAAGCACCGUGUCUGAUAGCGAGGUCGAACAAGGCAAUUUUCCACGUCAAGGAAAACAACGUACAGGUAGCGUCUGGUCCAGUAAAUCAUCGUUGAGUACAGGCUUCAGGUACCAUGGUGGAAAUUUAAUCUCUACCACACCAAUGUCUAGUCCUGAAACGGCACGAACUUAUCUUUUCGAAGGUCUUUUGGGUAAAGAAAGAUCAAAUCUUUGGGACCAAAUGCAAUUUUGGGAGGAUGCAUUUUUAGACGCAGUAUCUCAAGAACGAGAUAUGUUGGGUAUGGAUCAGGGUGCAGGUGAAAUGAUGGAAAGGUACAAGAGUUUGAGCGAUAGCGAAAGACGUCGAUUGGAACACGACGAGGAUAGAUUGUUGUGUUCAUUGUUGCACAAUUUAACUGCAAUUUUGGUAAUGUUGAAUGUUGAGAAAAACGAGGUUAAACGUAAAGUACGUAGAUUGUUGGGAAAGAGUCACAUCGGUUUGAUUUACAGUCAAGAACUCAAUCAACUUCUUGAUCAGAUAAACAAUCUCUAUGGUAACGAUAUCGAUUUAAAACCAUUGACAUCGCGACAAAUGCAUCGUCAAUCGUUCACCGUUCACGCAGGGGUUGAUGCAGAGGGUGAUUUAAGAUUUCUCGAAGUACGUCACGAUGGUCUUGUUUUAAGAUCGGUUAAUGGUGUUAUCGUAGAACGUUGGUGGUACGAACGUUUGGUCAACAUGACAUACAGUCCGAAAAACAAAGUUUUAUGUUUGUGGAGACGAAACGGUGGUCAAACACAAUUUCAUAAAUAUUAUACGAAGAAAUGCAAAGAUCUUUAUUAUUGUAUAAAAGAUGCAAUGGAAAAAGCCGCUGCACGUGGAAGAGGAGGAAACAUUGGGAUCGAAUUGGGAGGUGAAUUUCCAGUUCAAGAUAUGCGAACGGGAGAGGGUGGUCUUCUUCAGGUUUGCAUGGAAGGUGUUGGUCUUCUCUUCGCAAACAGCAAGGAUUUCGAGUUUUUUGUAAGACUCGAUCAUAUCCGCAAGUGCUUUACCCAGAAGGAUGGAAUCUUUGUUUUGGAAGAAUUCAAUCCUAAAACUAGACAAGUAAUUCAACGUAAAUAUAAGUCGCAAAUGGCAGAUCAAAUCUGUUACGCGGUACUCUGUGUAUUUUCUUAUUUGGCUGCUGGUUUAGAGCAACGUAAACCACAACAGCCAAAUCAAAAAUUACUUCAGCAACAACAACAGCAACAGCAGCAACAACAACAGCAACAACAACAACAGCAACAACAGCAACAGCAACAACAACAGCAACAACAACAGCAACAACAACAGCAACAAUAUCAGCAACAAUUGCGCCAACAGCAUCACAAACAACGUCAGCAACUAUUGCAGCACCAACAACACCACCAACAACAACAACAACAUCAGCAACAACAAUUACGUCAACAACAACAACAACAACAACAGAGACGUCAGUCGCAAGUGUCGCCAAGGGAUGAAAAUAUUCCUCACCAAGUUACACAGGGAAAUACGAACACGCAAUUUGAACCCUUUCCACAACAACAACACUGACACAAAGGCAGACACUCUCUCCCAUUCGUGCAUGAUUACAAUAAAUGCGCUCCUUACGCUUGCCUACCUUGGGUAUGAAUGAAAUUCUAACGUAAGAAAAAAAACAAAAACAAAAAAAAAAGGCACGAAUUGUACCCAUUUCAUUCUUCUUCAGCCUUGAAAAAUAAAUCUAAUAAAUGUUCGUCGGCGUGGUAUUUUCCUAAAUGAUAUGAAACAAAAAUAAUCUAAAUGAACAGCAAGCAAGCUAAGAGAAGCUUCGAAAUUCUUCAUCAUUUCUAAAUACGCUUUAGCCUGCUUUGUUUUUCCACUUGUUCGAUACUUCCAUUGUAACAUGUGAUAUAUGUAAUCGUACUAUUAA
Molecule: messenger RNA, 6573 nt
Organism: Polistes dominula (European paper wasp)
Lineage: Eukaryota; Metazoa; Arthropoda; Insecta; Hymenoptera; Vespidae
Gene: Rab3-GEF
Product: Rab3 GDP-GTP exchange factor
Biological process (GO): regulation of Rab protein signal transduction; regulation of apoptotic process
Cellular component (GO): cytosol
Molecular function (GO): guanyl-nucleotide exchange factor activity
Source: RefSeq, a predicted model, not a curated record